This is a messenger RNA of Tribolium madens (black flour beetle), 1554 nucleotides long. It is a transcript of the gene Doc, whose product is annotated as T-box transcription factor TBX3-like. The transcript has 3 exons. Gene Ontology annotation, molecular function: DNA-binding transcription factor activity, RNA polymerase II-specific; RNA polymerase II cis-regulatory region sequence-specific DNA binding. The record is from RefSeq and is a predicted model, not a curated record. Lineage: Eukaryota; Metazoa; Arthropoda; Insecta; Coleoptera; Tenebrionidae. Gene Ontology annotation, cellular component: nucleus. Gene Ontology annotation, biological process: positive regulation of DNA-templated transcription; regulation of transcription by RNA polymerase II; cell fate specification. Bases 430 to 1389 code for a protein of 319 amino acids.
UAAUCACCACUCUUCAAUUGAUACGAUUUUGAAAGCGAAAAUAUAAAUAAAUACGAAACUACAUUGAUAACCCGUUAGUGAUGACCCAGUGGAGUGCUAACUAAAUUCAUUACUAACCAAAAAGACUAUCAUCUUCUACCAGGAAAAAGGGGUAAGUUGCAAACAAGAUUACUCAAGUAGAAAAAAUUAAUCUGUAAUAAUCCACCCCAGUGGGGGUUGGAUGAUAACAACUUUGAAGAACUAGUGGGUACCACCACCACGUGCUCAUCCCCUCUUAAAUCAAAAACUAACUUUUAAAUGCGUAUUUAAGGGGUGGGUGAAAAGUAAUUUUCUCAUUUUGGACGUUGGUGCUGUGUGAAUUUUUGUGUGCGAAAUUAUGGAAAGUCAAAUGGUGGACGGACGCGAUUAUGUGUACAAUGGUAAAAAAUAAUGGAAAUUUCGGAGUGGCACUUUUCGAAAAUGCAAAAUUUUCUAGAUUUUUAUCCGAUUGAGAAGUCCAAGACCCAAUUGGCUAAUAAAGAACUGUGGGACCAAUUUCAUGACUUGCAGACGGAGAUGAUUAUCACCAAAAGUGGGAGACGAAUGUUCCCAGCUCUAAACAUCAAAAUCUCCGACUUGGACCCUUCAGCCGACUAUUGCUUGUUUCUGGAGAUGACUUUAGCCCACCACUGCCGUUUCAAGUUCUCCUCUUCCGUGGGCUGGUCACCUGCAGGCCACGAGGAGGCUCAGAGCCCCCAUAGGAUUUACAUGCAUCCGGAGUCGCCCUCCAAAGGCGCCCAUUGGAUGAACCAAGACAUCUCUUUCUCUCGAGUCAAACUCACAAAUACCUGUUCGCCCCCUCAGGGCCAGAUGGUUUUAUCAUCGAUGCAUAAAUACCAACCCAGGAUUUUGAUCGUCAAGGCUUCUUCAGCCCAGGCUUUGGGGUGGGCCCCCACGAAUGUCUUCACGUUUCCUGAAACACAGUUUAUUGCAGUUACGGCAUAUCAGAAUGAGAAAAUCACAAAAUUGAAAAUCAACUACAACCCUUUUGCUAAGGGUUUUCGCGAAAAUGGAAAAUCUAGUUCAAAGAGGAAACAAUUAAUUUCGGAGCAUCCGGAUUCCCCCAAUAGUAAGAAAAGUGCGUCACCUUCACCUCCUCCACAACCGGAAAUGAAUGAUCGCAAGGAUAAUCUCACCUGUCAAUCUGCGGCGCCCUGCAUACCCUUUUAUAGGUAUUGUUACCGCCCUUAUCCUGUUUAUAACCAAUGGUGGAGUGGUCCAUUGCCAUUGUAUUACCAUCAAUAUCCUUUCGGACUUCCUGAAUAUGAAUAUUCCAUCUAUCAAGAAGUCAAAAAACCCAGAAAAAUCACCGAUUUUUCUAUUAGUGCCAUUAUGAAAGAUUGUAAAUAGUUUGUAGGUUACGUAUUUUUAAAGCCUGUGAUAUUAAAUUUAAGUUACAAAAUAAAUUUAAAAAUAUUCUAUCUAAAUGUUUUUCUUCCAUUCAUUUUCUUGUGUUUAUUAUUUUAUGAUUUAUUGAUUUCAUAGAGUUUCUAUUUUUAUAAGUGCAAUAAAUAA